Molecule: messenger RNA, 960 nt
Organism: Pocillopora verrucosa
Lineage: Eukaryota; Metazoa; Cnidaria; Anthozoa; Scleractinia; Pocilloporidae
Source: RefSeq, a predicted model, not a curated record
AUGGCGGUCAUCAGCUUUGUUUUUAUUUUGACGUUCCUUCUGGUUUUCAACGUCUCUGAAAACGGUCGGUCCUUACAACCUGGCGCUCUUCACCGAGACAAAAACCUACAGAUUAUGUAUGGUAACUUUAAAGCUACACUUCAUAAGCAUCUUUCCGCAACAGUAAUCGCAACUAUCCUAACUAAGGACGAAUUUCUAUGCUCGUUCAAAUGCAUCACUAAAAACGAAUGUUUCUCGUACAACUUGGCAACAUAUCCAGAUAAUGGUUUCUACAUUUGUGAAUUGCUGGACACAGACAAAUACAGAGCCAGAAAAGAACUGAAAGUGAGUUCUUCUUUUCACCAUUUCAGUCCAGUGUCAUUAUGUGAAAGCAGCCCGUGUCAAAAUGAUGGAACUUGCAUUCCCGACUUUGAACAAAACUCUCAUCAAUGUGACUGUAAAGCAGGAUUUGCAGGAGUUCACUGUGAAGCUUGCAAGUUUGACUUUGAAGAUGGCAUCAUGGGCUGGAUAAAGACAGGAACAGCAUUCGAUAAUCAGCCGACUUUUGGCGACAACCCAACGGCUCGUAACAGAGGUCAACCCUCUAAUCACCAGGGUGAUUGGUGGAUUGGUGGAAGUGAAGAUCGGCCAACCAUAGGAACACCGGCAGGACAAGUACAAGGAGAUGGACCCCAGGGAACUCUGGCCACGCCUUCCUUUAUUAUCAUCGGUCAUCUUAUUUCUUUUUUGAUUGGGGGAGGCUGCGAUAUUAAUGUUGUUCGUGCGGAGUUAAUCGUUGACAAUCAGGUUGUGAAACAAAGCACCGGAAGAUGUAUCGAAACCUUGACUCAAGGGACAUGGCAUGUACAAGAAUUUUUGGGAAAGCGUGCUUUCGUUAAGCUGAUUGACAUCAGCUCUGGAGCCUGGGGCCACAUUAACUUUGAUGACCUUAAAGGGAAUAUAAGCUGUGGACAAGUAUAA